AUUUUUAGAAUGAACGGCUACUCUUGGCGUUAAAUUCUCUGUAUAUAAUUUUUGUAUUUGCUAACAACAUUUGCCAAACAAUGGAGGAUCUUUUAAACGAAGUUGUACCACAAGAAGAUUUAGAAGUAAAAAAUAUUAUUUUAGUUCUGAUUGUUAUAAAAUAAAUAUUUUGCAUUUGCUCCAGAGAUUCGAAAAAAAGUAUCAUCACGAACUUGAGUUGGAUGGUGAAGUUACCACAGACACAAAGUUUGAGUACGCAUUCCUAAAUCUAAAAACAUUAAAAUAUCUCAAUUCUUCUCAAUUCUAAUGACACAAUAGGGAAUUAUGAUUUUGGAGGAACUGGCUCGUACGCAUCCAGAUGGAAGGCGUGACUAUAUAUAUUAUCUUGCGUUUGGUAAUGCUCGUAUCAAGGAGUAUACGUCUGGCUUAAAAUACUGCCGAGCUUUUCUUGACAUCGAGUCAAAUGAUCAAGUUCGCUCCCUAGAGGAAUAUAUUAAAAAAGAAAUCGAUAAGGAAGUGGCAAAGGGUAUGGUGGUUGCAGGCGGAGCAGCUUUAGUACUUGGCGGAAUAUUAGGACUUGGCAUUGCUAUGGCUAGAAAGUAAUAUUUUAUACCAACACGUUUUUAACCGACAAUGUUCUUUUAAAAACAAGCAGUUGAAAAUUAAAUAUUUAUGAUUUAAAUUAAAUCUACAUUGACUUAAUU
Molecule: messenger RNA, 704 nt
Organism: Drosophila melanogaster (fruit fly)
Lineage: Eukaryota; Metazoa; Arthropoda; Insecta; Diptera; Drosophilidae
Gene: Fis1
Product: Fission, mitochondrial 1
Exons: 3
Coding region: 325-603 (92 amino acids)
Biological process (GO): mitochondrial fission
Cellular component (GO): mitochondrial outer membrane
Source: RefSeq, marked reviewed